Melanotaenia boesemani (Boeseman's rainbowfish) is the source of this 3826-nucleotide messenger RNA. Its product is annotated as G-protein coupled receptor family C group 6 member A-like. Gene Ontology annotation, cellular component: membrane. Gene Ontology annotation, molecular function: G protein-coupled receptor activity. NCBI's taxonomy places the organism in Eukaryota, Metazoa, Chordata, Actinopteri, Atheriniformes, Melanotaeniidae. Bases 27 to 2459 code for a protein of 810 amino acids. Gene Ontology annotation, biological process: G protein-coupled receptor signaling pathway. The transcript has 6 exons. The record is from RefSeq and is a predicted model, not a curated record.
UUCAUGUACGCUCUCCUGGAGACAUCAUGAUUGGGGGGCUUUUCCCCAUUCACUUGAAAACCGUAAGAAAUGCCACCAAUCCCAAAGAAGUCUCCUGUACUGAGCCUGAUUUACAAAUGUUCCUGCGCACUCAAGUGAUGAUAUAUGCCAUCCAGGAAAUAAACCAGAACACACCCAGAGUGCUGCCCAACAUCACCCUGGGAUAUGACAUCUACGAUACUUGUGCAGAUGUCAGCCUUGCCAUCAGAGCCACUCUGGAGAUGCUGAAGAGCCAUUCAGAUCCUCAGAACUGUCCUCUACCUUCAAACAUCCUUUUACCCUUACCUGAACCCCAAACAAAAGUUGUGAUUGGUGAAAGAUACUCUGAAGUGUCUACAGCUGUUGCACGGCUUACUACUCUAUCAUCACUUACCCAGAUUAGUUAUUCAUCCACCAGUGAAUUGCUCAGCAAGAAGUUCAAGUUCCCCACUUUUUUGCGAACAGUUCCAAGUGAUGCUUUUCAAACAGAAGGCAUCUCUGAGCUUGUGAAUGAGUUUAACUGGAAAACAGUGGCUAUUGUGGGAAGUGAUGAUGAGUAUGGGAAGUAUGGCAGUGAUCGCCUUGAAGAAACUUUUAAUAAAAGGAACGUCUGUGUUGAAUUUGUGGAGAUCCUGCCUGGUGACUUCACCCAAAAUGAUUCACGUAGCCAACUAAAACUGGCAAAUCUGAUAGAGACUUUGAAUAACUCCGUAGCUGAAGCCAUUAUCAUGUUCACCAAGGACACUAAUGUUAAAAUCAUCAUGGAAGCAGCUAUUAAAUACAACCUCAACAGAACCUGGAUUGCGAGCGACACAUGGUCCACCUCCCCAAGAAUCUAUACGAUGCCUGGCAUUGAGCUUGCAGGGCCAGUUUUUGGGUUCAUCUUUAAGAGGAACGAGGUGCCUGGUUUUAAAGAAUAUGUCAGGUCAAUGUUCAACGGAACUACAAACAGCACCAUCGAGCGUCUCAAGAAUCUCAAUCUUUGCUCAAACCAGUCGACGCAGGAUGUAGGAAUAAAUUGCUCCGAAAAGUGUUUAGACCCAGACUGCUUGGCCUCCUACGUCGACCAGGAUGAAUCUUAUAGCGUCUACUUGGCUGUUCAGGUUGUUGCAGAGGGUCUGAAAACCUUGCUAAAAUGUAAUGCCCUACGAUGUGAACGUGACACCAAUUUUACAACCUUUGAGCUCCUGAAGGAAAUACAGAAAGUCAACAUUACUUUGAACAACACACAUUUAUAUUUUACUGAUGGAGACCCUAGUUUGGGAUAUGAUAUUUUGCAAUGGAAAAACUCUACAAACGGCACACAGAUAGAAACCAUUGGGGGAUACUGGCCAAACCAAACUAUCACACUACCAGAGGAUCUCAGGCAGAGGAUGAAUGAUAUAAAGGUGACGCCUUAUUAUUGCUCGAAAACCUGCGAACCAGGAUACAUGUUGAAACUCCAACGGAAAAAAUGCUGCUUUGAUUGCGUUCCAUGUGCGGAAGGAGAGUUUUCCGAGGGAAAUGGUGAUCCAUGUGAACAGUGUCAGGACAUGGAGCAUUCCCCGGAUGGAAACAGGUCUAAGUGUUUGCCAGACACUGAGGAAUUCCUCAAAUGGACAGAUCCCAUCGCCAUAAUUCUGAACUGCUUGGCAGGCAUUGCAAUCAUUGCUACCCUUAUAUUUACUGUUCUCUUCACAAUCAACCGCAGAACCCCCAUCGUGAAGGCAGUAGGAGGUUAUUUGUGUUUCCUGGAGCUCUUUUCCCUGCUUUUCAGCUUCUGCCUUACAUUUACCUUCAUGGGAAAACCCACUGGUAAAUCCUCCUGUGCUGGCAUCCCUCUCUUUGGAGCAGCAUUCUCUCUUUGCGUCUCCUGCAUUCUGGCCAACUUGCUUCAGAUCUUGGUGGGCUUUAACUUUGACCUGAAGGCUGGUUCCUGGAUUAAGAAGCUCAAUCAACCAGUAGCUGUUGUGAUCAUCAUGUCUGGGAUCCAGUUGGCUCUAACAGUGUCGUGGCUGAUAUUAAAACCACCGACUUCUGGACAUGAGAGAGACACAGACCAAGACAUUGUCCUGUACCUGUGUAAGACAGAGUCCGAUGCGUUUUUUAUUGCGAUGAUAGCCUACAAUGCUUUCCUGGGCAUCAUCUGUUUCCUGUUUGCAUUCAAAGGGACACAGUUGCCAGAUUUGUACAAAAAUGCAUCAUUAAUCAGUGUCAGUAUGGUGCUGUUCUUGAUCAUAUGGAUGGUCUUUCUCCCAAUUUUUAUCACUUUGAAGGGGAAGUACAAAGCUGCUACAAGCAGUGCAGCCAUUCUCAUUUCUGGCGCCAGCAUCCUCUGCUGUCACUUGGCCCCCAAGUGUUACAUCAUGUUGUUUAGAAAAGAGCUUAAUAAUGAGAGGGCCAUAACUGAAUACAUCAGGAAGCAUUAUGAGCAGAAGGGAGUGUCUGUGGUGCAGUCAUGAUUUUAAGGGUUAGGUCAAUAACUAUUUGGAAAGUGAUGUCCUCCGUCAUUUUCAACCUCAUGUAAUAAUAAGUAAAAGUUGCAUGGACACACACACACACACACACACACAUACACACACAGACAUAUGGCUGAUGAUACAAAUGAAUAUUUUAUCACACAAUUUGGCUCCAAUUGCUCACUCAAUUUAAGUUCUUAAGAAAACUAGAAAAUAUAUAAUUAUUAUAACCCUUUAAAUGCAGAUUUAAGGACGUGUUACAGCUUUAUAUAAAAGUCUUCUCCAAAAACUGCUUUAAAAUAUAUAUUAUAUGAAACCUUUGAUGUAUUUGAUGCAUUAAAAAAAAAUCCCCAGCCCCCCAACAUGUACUAUUUUAUGUUAUUUGUGUUUUUACUUUCAUAAAAACCAUAAACGGAAAGAUUUGAUUAAUGAAGUGGGAAAAAGUUUUUAUAGCAGUUUUCGGCAGAGGAAGAUUUUGUCCUCUAAUGACCUGAAAGGUUAGUAAACACAGUAUGUUCCCAGUGUCCUAGUGACCUUACAGAAAAAUAUUUCAGAGUUCUUCAAGAAAAACACAAAAACAUCAUCCCAUAUGGGGUCAAACAACCAAAAUAUUGGCCAAAAAUUAAAGGAAAAAUGACUAAAAUGGACAAAAAAAGUCCCUGAUUGCAGUGGUAGGAACCUUGGUGUCCCUGCUCCAACACACCUGAUAGAAAUUAAUGAGUCUGUGCAGAACUUGAUUGGCUGUCGGAUUCAUUUGUUUUGAUUCAGGUGCGUUAGAGCAGGGACACAUGGAAAACGUGCUGGAACGUGGCUCUCAAGAAGCAGGGUUCCCCACCAGUGGAUUAAAGAGGUGGCUCAGAUUUUAUUUAUGUACUUCUGAACAGGGUCAUACCUGUAGCAGACGACGGCAGCUCUAGAGAAUCAGGGAGGAUGCCUGCAACUCAGAUCAGGAAUAACAGAGAACCAUUUUUCUUUUUAAUCAAAAGCAGGGAUGUCCACUUCUGAGGAGCCCCAGUUCUGCAGGUUUUAGAUGUGUCCCUGCUCCAACACAUCUGACUCACAUGGGUCAUUGUGCAUAGCUUGACAAUAAGCUGUUGUUUUGUGUGUAAAUCGUGAUUACAGUUGUAUGUUAAAUUAGGUUUUAUUUUCCUUUCUACAUUUUUUAUCCUAGACUAAACCUUUUAAAUGCCUUUUUGUCAGAUGCAGUUGACAGAAGAGAAUAUAUAGUUGGUGUGUUUUUGGAUUUGCAGAAGACUGUGAAAGAAAUUUAGCUGCAUAUGGUAAUCACUCAUAUAUACUCAUAAUAAUCACAUGUAUAUUCAGUUUUCUUUAUUCAUUUAUUAUUGUUAAUCCAUUCACUUUUACAUUUU